This is a messenger RNA of Penicillium cinerascens, 1191 nucleotides long. Its product is annotated as Zn(II)2Cys6 transcription factor domain-containing protein. The transcript is spliced from 3 exons. Gene Ontology annotation, molecular function: zinc ion binding; DNA-binding transcription activator activity, RNA polymerase II-specific. The record is from RefSeq and is a predicted model, not a curated record. Lineage: Eukaryota; Fungi; Ascomycota; Eurotiomycetes; Eurotiales; Aspergillaceae. Bases 1 to 1191 code for a protein of 396 amino acids. Gene Ontology annotation, biological process: regulation of transcription by RNA polymerase II.
AUGGAGAAACGACCCCGUAAGAUCCAGCCCCAUAGAAAGUCUCGACAAGGCUGUACCAACUGCAAGCUUCGCAAUGUAAAAUGUGACGAGAAGACACCCGCGUGCAAGCGGUGCAUUGCCUACGGUGUAGCUUGCAGCUAUGAUCGGACAGUUUCCAUUCUCCGAGCCCCGAUGGAGAAUAUCAUGACUCCCGCUUUGCCUCCCGAACCAUCCUACUGGCGGCAUCCGAGCGACCAAAUACUUGCCAAGUUUCAAACACGGACUGCGCCCACUGUUAGUAUCGGCAAGCGGCUGGCAGUUUAUCAGAAUGAGGUGACCAUGUUGGCACCAUCUCACCCAUUCUUGAUGCACGCGAUCGCCACCCUGACCCUCAUGCAUGACCGGCAUUUAUCCAUGACUGAUAAUCUGAAUUAUUGCCCAAACCUCAUAUUCACAGAAUAUUUCCACUGGUACCGAGCCGUGUUGUCGUUCAACGACCGGCUGUCGGUCUUGCAGCAAUAUCACGGAGGGGAAUGGACAGCUGCCUCUACUCAGGUUGCUUUAGUUAGCACGGCAGCUAUCCUCUGGACCAUAGCCUUCUGUCAUAUCGAGGCCAGAGCCCCACAAGAAGCGUGGCCACUCAAGUCCACGUCGUCCGAUCUAAACUGGCUACGUAUGAAUAAUGGGAAGGAGCAAAUAUGGAAAGUCACCCAAUCAUAUCCUCCAGACCCCAUCUCGAUGACCUUGGCUUCCAUGCGUACCCAUGAAAUGCUCCCUACUCCCCAUAAUAACGUCAACGCUCUCUUUGAUAAACUCCCGCCAGCUUUCAUUCGUCUCUUCAAUCUCGCCAAUGGUGACAGUCUACCGAGUAAUACGAUAGACCCAUACUACACCAUCGGGGUGCAAGUUGCCCAGGUAGUUUAUGUGGAUUGUCCCCUAUACGUGACCAUUCUGAGCUUCGUCUCAUUUGUUAGUGGCAUUUCUUCGGAAGCCAGGGGACUGCUAGAAGCAAAGGAUCCUUGUAUGCUCUUGGCGCUGGCUCUUUGGUACGCGAAGUUGUACCAAGUUGGGGUUUGGUGGAUGUUGCGGCGGCUGCUAAUAGAGGGCCAAGCUAUCUGUCUCUAUUUGGAGCGUUUCUUUUCCCACGAUGCCGACAUUCAGGCUGUUUUGGAAUUCCCUCAGAGGAUCUUCCCCACCGAGGUAGUUGAGUGA